UCAGCCCAUUUCGUCCUUUUUCUUUCUCUCCCGCGAGCCUUUCCUCGUCCAGCCAUCUCUCAACUCGCCGCAAUGACUGCCCUACUCGCACAGCGUGUCCUGCCUCAAAUCGAGUAUGCCAUCUUCGACAUGGAUGGUCUUCUUAUUGACUCCGAGAGGAUCUACACAGAGGUGACCAAUGCCAUUCUCGGUCGCUAUGGUCAUACAAUGACCUGGGACAUCAAAGCCGGUGUUAUGGGCAAACCCCAACGUAUCGCUGCAGAGUACAUUCUCUCGCAUUUCCCCGACAUUCUGGAGAAACUGACCGUCGAAGAAUUCAUCGCCGAGGGUGUGCAGAGGAGAGAAGAACUCUUCAAGCGGGUUGAGCCUAUGAGAGGAGCUGCAGAAUUGGUCAAAGGUUUGCAUGCCGCUGGAAUCCCUAUCGCCCUGGCUACGGGCUCUACCAUGCCAAAUUUCAUUCAUAAAACAACACAUCUUCCCCACAUCUUCUCUCUUUUCCCGCCGACGUCAAUUCUCACUGCAGACUCUCCCGAAGUCAAGCGUGGUAAACCCAACCCUGAUAUAUUCCUUGCGGCCGCCCAUUCUCUCGGAAGGGACGUGGGCACUGCUGACGAAUGUACCGAAGAGCAAAAGGCGGAAAGAAGUCGAGGAUUGGUGUUUGAGGAUGCCCGGCCAGGUGUCUUGGCUGGCAUCGCGGCAGGGAUGAAUGUCAUCUGGGUUCCUGAUGCCGAAUUACUUGCACUUAACCCGGGAGAGACAUACGGCGCGACGGAAGUCCUUACUCAUCUGGAGGAAUGGGAUCCCACUAGGUGGGGCCUCCCUCCUUUACCCGGUUUCAAUCACAUUCCUGCCCAACCCUAGACAUUUUUGGGAUACAUCAUCAUGCAUAAAGUUUAACCUUAUUACCCUUCUAAAAGUUCUUUCCACUUCUCUUUUAAGCCUCAAAACCUCGCAAGCCAUCCAAAAUUCGCCAGAUACCCCAAGCUCCAGGGUCGGGGACUUCACGCUUCUUCAAAUCCUCCUGAUUCACAUAUGCUCCUCGACCAGCCUUAGCCACAAGCUCCUUGGUCUUGUCAGCUGCUGCAAGAGCGUCCUCCGCCGCGGAGGAAAGUCCUUUUGAAGGUAAAGAGGCAACAAAGGCAUCAAGGGGGUCAACGAGGGUUCGAGAAGGAGGCCGGGCACGAGUGUCUAUGAUGGAGUUUGUAUUAAGCAUCCAGAUUGCC
Cryptococcus deneoformans JEC21 is the source of this 1223-nucleotide messenger RNA. RefSeq lists its product as hypothetical. Bases 73 to 861 code for a protein of 262 amino acids. The transcript has 9 exons. The record is from RefSeq and is a predicted model, not a curated record. Gene Ontology annotation, molecular function: phosphatase activity. NCBI's taxonomy places the organism in Eukaryota, Fungi, Basidiomycota, Tremellomycetes, Tremellales, Cryptococcaceae.